Notothenia coriiceps (black rockcod) is the source of this 829-nucleotide messenger RNA. Its product is annotated as zinc finger protein 609-like. Gene Ontology annotation, biological process: regulation of transcription by RNA polymerase II. Gene Ontology annotation, cellular component: nucleus. NCBI's taxonomy places the organism in Eukaryota, Metazoa, Chordata, Actinopteri, Perciformes, Nototheniidae. The annotation marks the transcript as partial. The transcript has a single exon. The record is from RefSeq and is a predicted model, not a curated record.
GGCGAUGUGGGGAGCAGGGUGGCGGCGCCGGGUCCAGCCCUGAGGAGGCGUCCUGCGGCUGGGAGGAGCGCGGCCCUCCUCUGGCCCCCCUGUGGAGCUCCGGGGCGCUCACACUAAGAUGUCCCUCAGCAGCGGCCCUGCAGGCGGGAAAGGAGUCGACUCCAACGCGGUGGACACGUACGACAGCGGCGACGAGUGGGAUAUCGGAGUGGGAAACCUAAUAAUCGACCUGGACGCCGACUUGGAAAAGGACAAACUGGAAAUGUCGAGUAGUAAAGAGGGAGGAGGCAUGGCGGCCCCCCCACAAAGCGCCGUGGCUACUUUACCGGAAAAUAUAAAGUUCGUUAGCCCUGUAGCCGCCGUGGCCGCUCAGGGAAAAGAAAGCAAAUCCAAAUCAAAGCGUAGUAAAAACUCUAAAGAGAGCGUGAAGGCGCCGGGACCAGACGCCAAGAAGGAGGUUCUGGUUCCCCCGCAGAACUCAACCCCUACGAAGGGAACGGACAAGUCAAAUAAACCCUCCCGCACACCCCCCGCGGUGAAAAAAGACAAAGACGGGGUGUCGGGGAAAGCUAAGAAGGAGAAAAUGGAGGCGGUGGUUGUUUCUGUUAACGCAGAAAAGGAGGUUCCAGUCCCUCGCAGCGGACUUUCCUUCGAGGGACAACUGAUCCCGGAUCUGUCUGCCGUCGAGCAGCAGAUCGGGAACGUGAGUCUGGACUCGGCGGGCAUUGGACAGCCCGUCGCCAUGACGACAGAGCAGCAGCAGCAGCAGCAGGAGGAGGAAGUGGACAACGGGGAGUGUCGAAGUCUGAAGAAAGUGGGCGGAGUGAAG